UUGGAGGAAGUGGUAAAGAAGGCGGAGAAUGAGACUGAAGAAUGGCUCCUUGCGCAAAUUAUGGAGAAGGAAUGGUCUGUCUCUGAGAAAGUUAAUAAGGCUGUGGACGGUUCGAAAUGGACACCACCCCCUUCGGGUUGGCUGUGUUGUAAUGUGGGAGUUGAUUGGAGUAAAAGGGACGGCCAGGGUGGUGGAGGAUGGGUCCUAAGGAAUGAGCGUGGUGUUGUCAUCCUUCACAGUCGGAGAGCCUUUUCGGGUUUGUUUAACAAAGAUGAAGCAAACUUUGAAAUCCUUAAGUGGGUGGUAGAGAGUAUGAGAAGCCACCGCAUCUCUAAUGUGAUCAUUUCAGGUGACUUGGAGGCUAUGUUUGGAGCAAUAUCAAGACCCGAUGCUUGGCCAUCUUUUCUUUUCUAUGUUGGUGAAAUUGAAAGAGAGUUGGUGGGCACCUCUGGUAUUAUAUUUCAGAAAGUAUCACGAGAGGAAAACAGAGGAGCCAUGCUUAUUGCGCAAAGUGUGACAAGAAAGGGAUUGACGCAAUCUUAUGUAUCGAGUGGCCACCCUAAUUGGUUGUAUGAAUUUUUUGUUAACGAAAGUAGACAUAUCUAGUUUUUUAGUUUCAGGUUCCAGCAGAGUGUAUUUCUUUGUGGGAGGCCAGUUGUAAUGGCGCAAGGCACCAUGAUCCUCUUUACGGUAUUUGGUCCUUUCGUCAGUUUGCAACGGCUCUGCUCUAUGUGGUUCUUGGUUUGUAGUCGUGGUUAGGUGUGUUUGGGGACAUCAAUAAAAUUAUCGUUGGAAAAAAAAAAAAACACGCGCGAACGUUUAACCGACUUUUCUAGUUAUAUUUCAUCUUUGGCGUUGAUUAAUUCACACGUCAACAAUUUGAGACCGUAGGAUCUCUCUCUGAUAUCCCCGAAAUUUUAAACCGACUCGGGAUUCUGGGGUUCUAUAUAAGAAGUGGUCAACUUCUUAUUCCUUUGCACCCAAAUCUCCCGCUAAUUAGGCGAUGGUUCUCUUGUUAGGGUUUGGGCUCGAUUUUUCCAGGCCGUUCAUCGAGGUACGUUCUUGUCUAUUCCUAGGUUUUCUCGAUUUUUGGUUCCUACUGUUCCUAUUUCUAUAGGGAUUGAAUAAGAGCGGAGAGGGAUAAACGAGAUCUGAUCAAGUCUCGUUGAUCAACAAACCACGACAAGUCCUUUGUGUAAAGAGGAGCGAUCUUAGUCCUGGUAUCUUCUUAUUGCGUUAUCUGUACAUGUUUCGUUUGGGCUCUCAAACGGAAAAAGAAAGUAGUUAGGGAUGUAUAUGACCUUUGCCAUGACAGGUGCGCUUGCUUGGCAGGUCACAAACCUAAUAAAAAGAGAGUUUUUGUUCUGCGGAGGGAUGGGAGAUGGUACGGGAUUGGGUAAUAUUCUUUCUUUUUCCGGCUCUCCCUCCCUCUGGUCUGUGUGUCUUGUGUCUCUCUUUUUACUUUCUUGCUCAUUCAUAUGCUUCUUGCAUACCACUAACAUGCUUCUUGCAUGCACAUUAUGCUUCUUGCAUAACAAGAACAUGCUUCUUGCAUACCCACAUUAUGCUUCUUGCAUACCACAAAGAGUAUCACAGACCGAACUUUGUGGCAUCACUUGUGUCUCUCUAAUAUGCGGCCUGCAUAUGAACGAAGAGAAUCACUACAUCACUUGUGCUCUUUAUUAUGCUUCUUGCAUGUGCUAAUCUUCUCAAGGGCUGAAUGACAUUCAGCCUUUGAUGACCAAAACGAUGGUAAUAUUAUGUGUAAAUCUUUUUUUUCUCAGAAACAUAUGAAAGAACAAAGGUGAAAAGUAGUAAAAUUUGAAUUUUUAGUUAAAUGCCGUUUAUUUUGCGUUCUCCAGCUACUUAAUAUGUUUGCAGAAUACUGUUCUGUUACUCUAUUGCAAUCAUGUAGCUUGUACUCACUCUCAUAGACUAUUGAUAAGUUUUUAGAGUACUAUUGUCAAUAAAUUCUCAAGCUAAUAUGGAUAGUGGAUUUGUAUAUUAUCUUCUUUGGUUCAGAUUGGGUACGUGGCUAUGAUUAUAAGCCUAUUUGCAUAUACAUUAACAAUCAAAGGUUUGGCUCAAGUAGUUGUUGUUCUGAUGUGUGGUGUACUGUGUUGUGGGUAACACUUAAAUGUGACUCAUGUGAGCUAUGCCGGUUUUUAGGGUUUUUACCAUCUGAGUUAUCCUAAAGUGGUGGAUAUGUGUUUCAAGAAUGGUUGGUAGGACGAUGGAAUCUGAAUCUAUAAAAGCUGAACAGUUGCAAGGAGGUUGGUCUCUGUAUCUUGUGGAUUUACAAGGCUUUUUGGUAAACACUAUUAUCCAACGGUGCUUACAUAAUGACCAUCUAAUAUGAGCAAGCCUUCGUCUGUGUAUAUGUUUUUUGGAUACAAACGAGAGAGUAAGAAGUGGACCUGUCGGUUUAGAUGGGAAAGUACAAUCUGCAAGAAAGUUCGGCUGUA
Messenger RNA from Brassica napus (rape), 2465 nucleotides. RefSeq lists its product as uncharacterized. The record is from RefSeq and is a predicted model, not a curated record. Lineage: Eukaryota; Viridiplantae; Streptophyta; Magnoliopsida; Brassicales; Brassicaceae.